AUGAUGAAGUUACCCUAUCCAUUCUCUCCCUUGUCGAGCUCUAAAACCAGCGCGAGCCGCGAAACGAGCAGACGAAGAAAGACGUUAGGAUGCUGUCGUUGAGCUGUGCUUCUGCUUGCUCAUCAUUUUUCUCAGCAAAAGCGCUCUGCUUUUCAUCCUCACUCUACCUCUUCCCUAGGAGUCCUAGAUUCCCUAGGGUUGUUAGAGCCUUUUGUUCAUCUGCUUGCACCGGAGACUCAGUUUCUGAUCAAUCUCAACAACCUCACGUCGUCCAGAGAAGCAAUUACGCUGGCGUUUGUCUGGAAGAGACCGUUGAGGUUGGCUCUGAGAAGUCAAGGCUUGAUUCUUGGAUUUCUUCUCGUAUUGACGGCGUCAGUAGAGCUCGUGUCCAGUCGACCAUUCGUUCGGGGCUUGUUUCGGUUAAUGGCCGUAUUAUUGACAAGGUUUCACACGUUGUCAGAGUUGGGGAUAAGGUUAACUGCACAAUAAUGGAGUUGCAACCGUUGAGGGCUGAUCCAGAAGAUAUACCACUGGAUAUAGUAUAUGAAGAUGCUCAUGUUCUAGUUGUAAACAAACCUGCGGAUAUGGUUGUUCAUCCGGCACCUGGCAAUGCAAGUGGAACUCUUGUAAAUGGUAUUCUUCAUCAUUGCAGUCUUCCAACAGUUGGAUUCUCAGAUAGUAAGAUAUUUUGUGAAACAGCAGAUAGUUCUGAUGAUGAUUUUGGUAGCUAUUCCAGUGCACAAAGUUCCAAGGAAGAGAUGAGUGCCACAGAAUAUGGGGCUUCUGUUCGACCUGGUAUUGUGCACAGAUUGGACAAAGGAACCAGUGGAUUGCUUGUUGUUGCAAAGGAUGAGCAUUCUCAUGCCCAUUUGUCUGCACAAUUCAAGCUUCACACCAUUCAUAGAGUGUAUUUGAGUCUUACUUCAGGAGUACCCUCCCCACUUUCUGGACGUAUUGAGAUUCCAGUUGGUCGUGAUUCAAAUAAUCGGAUUCGCAUGGCUGCUAUCCCUGGCGCUAUUAAGAGUAAACAGGCACGCCAUGCUGCUAGUAGGUAUAGGGUAAUUGAAGUUUUGGCUGGUGCUGGCUCUGCACUUGUCGAAUGGAGUUUAGAAACUGGCCGAACUCAUCAGAUCCGUGCACAUGCAAAGUACCUGGGAAUUCCUCUUCUAGGUGACGAAGUGUAUGGAGGAACCAAGAGCAUGGCCCUCUCACUGCUUCGGCCUAGGACGCCCUCCAGCUUGCAUGGUCACCUUUUGCAAGUGGUUUCAAAAUUACAAAGGCCUUGCCUCCAUGCUUUUGCUCUUGGUUUUGAGCACCCACAUACUGGAGAGAACAUGCAGUUCUCAUGCCUGCCCCCUGCUGACUUUGCUGAUGUGUUGAGUCUUCUUCGUGGUAUUGGAACCCAAAAGCCUGCACUUCAGAAAUGAUUCUCUGCCCGCUACCACCCAUGAGUGGAAAAUCUAAAGAAAUGAUUGGUGUGUAAAUCAAUUGGAGGCCUUUGAAUGUAAGAUUCCAGCAUUUCAGAAAAAGCUUAUGGCUGAGGAUAUUCAGGCACAGGACUAGUAAGGGAAGCAGAAUAAUGAAUGAGAAGUGCUGACUGCCUCUGUCAGCUCCACAGUUUUGUUGUGAAAAGAUGUCCUACAAUGUACCCUGUAACUGAGCUCUCAACUAGACUUCGCUUGUUAUUACCUAUCUAUCAUGCUGUUUGAUGAAAGGGAGGGAGACGAGAGUGUUAUUGUUGAAUUGGUGUCGGGAUGGACCAUACAAAGAAAAGAAAAAAGAAAGGAGGAGGUGUGGAUUUUUUUUUUUUUGUUUUUCCAAUUUAUGUGAAGAGGUGGAGGGGAACUUAAUUGGUGAUUAGAUGAUUGAACUGAUUGUAGUCACCUAAACCAGUCAUUGUUUCCAAACCAUAAGUUGGUUUGGAUUACUUAAUAUGCAUUGGUUUCAAAUCAA
Messenger RNA from Macadamia integrifolia, 1953 nucleotides. RefSeq names its product RNA pseudouridine synthase 2, chloroplastic. The record is from RefSeq and is a predicted model, not a curated record. Lineage: Eukaryota; Viridiplantae; Streptophyta; Magnoliopsida; Proteales; Proteaceae. Gene Ontology annotation, biological process: pseudouridine synthesis. The coding region runs from base 90 to 1427 and encodes 445 amino acids. The transcript is spliced from 8 exons. Gene Ontology annotation, molecular function: RNA binding; pseudouridine synthase activity.